Messenger RNA from Fragaria vesca subsp. vesca, 2722 nucleotides. RefSeq names its product geraniol 8-hydroxylase-like. NCBI's taxonomy places the organism in Eukaryota, Viridiplantae, Streptophyta, Magnoliopsida, Rosales, Rosaceae. The coding region runs from base 63 to 1634 and encodes 523 amino acids. The record is from RefSeq and is a predicted model, not a curated record. Gene Ontology annotation, molecular function: monooxygenase activity; oxidoreductase activity, acting on paired donors, with incorporation or reduction of molecular oxygen; iron ion binding. The transcript is spliced from 2 exons.
ACCAAAAUCUCCAACUUAGUUCAUUCUCUAACUUGCUUAGUAUCUACAGUUGUACGUGCCAUAUGUGGUCAUCAAUGUGGGAUGCUAGCAGUGUUUCAGCUCUCAGAGAAGCUCUCACCAUCUUCCUCAUCAUCAUGGCACCUGUUAGUUUCUGGUUCCUCUGGACUUGGAAUAAGCACCUGAGGAACCCGAAACAAGCUCCGUUGCCACCAGGCCCUCAUGGUGUUCCACUACUUGGUUACCUUCCGUUUUUAGGUACCAACCUUCACCACCAGUUCACAGACUUGUCAAGGGUUUAUGGCCCCAUUUAUAAGCUCCAACUCGGUACCAAACUAGGCAUUGUGGUUAGCUCACCAUCGCUUGUGAAAGAAGUGGUUCGUGACCAAGACACAAUAUUUGCCUACCGAGACCUUACUGUCGCAGCACGAAUUCUCUCAUAUGGAGGAUCCGAUAUAGUCUUUGGAACCUACGGUUCAGAUUGGAGGAGGAUGCGCAAGAUGCUCGUGAGCCAAAUGCUAAGCAAAACCAACCUUGACGGUUGCUAUGCUCUGAGAAAAGAAGAGGUUGUCAAGUCAAUUAGUCAUAUUUUUAUUGGGACCCCAAUCGAUUUGGGGAAGUUUGCAUUUUCGACAACAAUCAACAUAAUCAUGCGCAUGUUAUGGGGUGGGACUCUACAAGGAGAGGAGAGAUCUGAUGAUGUUGGAUCGGAGUUUAGAAAGGUGGUGGAAGAAAUGGUCGAGUUACUUGAGAAGCCAAACAUCUCGGACUUUUUCCCUGCGCUUUCUAGGUUUGAUCUACAGGGAAUUGGGAGUCGAGCAAAGAAGCUUCUGUCAGUUAUGGAAAACAUUUUUGAUUCGGCCAUUGAAGCGCAGAUGAAUAAGGCUCAAAAUGAGCGAGUGCCAGAAAAUGAGGAGAAGGGCUUUCUGCAGUUCCUCUUGGAGAAUAAUAAUGAUCAAGAUAGUGCAACAUCGCUUACACUGCAACAAAUGAAGGCCUUACUCAUGGACAUUGUGGUGGGAGGAACCGACACCACGGCAAUAACUGUAGAAUGGACAAUGUCUGAGCUUUUGCAGAAUCCAGAUGAAAUGAAAAAAGUCCAAGAAGAACUAACCGAAAUUGUGGGGAUGAACAACUUGGUUGAAGACUUUCAUUUACCGAAAUUGCGAUAUUUAGAUGCUGUCAUUAAGGAAACCUCCCGAUUGCACCCAGCCGCGACACUUCUACCACCGCGCUGUCCAGGCCAAUCCACCACUGUUGGUGGCUAUCACAUUCCCAAAGGUUCCAGGGUUUUUCUGAAUGUUUGGUCCAUUCAUAGAGACCCUAGCGUUUGGGACAAUCCCUUGGAAUUUAGACCAGGGAGGUUCCUAAACACCGACCCUAACAACAGCUUUGAUUACUUGGGCAAUAAGUUUCAGUAUCUUCCAUUUGGUUCUGGCAGAAGAAUAUGUGCUGGAAUUCCCUUGGCAGAGAGGAUGUUAAUCUGUGUUUUGGCUUCAUUGUUGCAUUCAUUCGAGUGGAGGUUGCCUGAGGAUACAAAGGUUGACCUUUCGGACAGAUUCGGGUUUGUGACUACGAAGCUGACUCCAUUGAUUGCUAUACCAACAGCCAGGUUAUCUGAAAUUGAAGCUCUAUGAUUAGUUAAACUCUCUUCACUUCACAGUAAACUUGCAGCAUGAAUUGAUUGUUCAGUUAUCGAAUAUUACACUUGGAUAAACAUUAUAAUAAAAAAUAUUGGGAAUGUAUGAAGUAACAUUCCGGGUGUGUCUGAUCACUUUCUUUAGAAAUUGUCAUUGUAAACAUUUAUACAAUGAAAAAUGUUGAGUGAGCUGCUCCAUUCAAGCAGCAAAUCUGGACUACUGCUCCAACAACAGACAGAGAUCACUUGUGUAGUUAAUACAGCCGUAUUACAUGACCCUUGUAUUUACCUUUCAUACAUAGCCCUACUAUUGUAUUUCCUAUCCACACUUAGCUAUAGGUGAAUCUGUACUACUAUAAAUAUCCUCCAAUUGGAGAAGAAUAUCAUCUGCGAAUUAUACCAUAAACCUAUUCUUGACAUGGUAUCAGAGCAAUUCUGCUCUUGAGACCGAUACCCAUACAUACCCCCCAGACCAUACCACAUUCCGCUGCCAAACAUACCCCCCCAGAUCAUACCAAACUCUAGUUGAAGAUCAAGCACGAGUUCAUACCCAUACCCAGAUCAUAUCCAAUUUUGAUUACCCAUACUCGUACCAAUCCUUUUUGCUCAAAGAUUGAGCAGAAGCUCUGCCAAAAAUACCCAGUACCUAUAACCGAAGAACUCUGUUUCUUCAACUUAUCCAAUACCCAAGUUUUUGCUCAAAAAUCGAGCACACUCAUACCCAUACCAAGAAGAGUUUUAUUCUUCAGUAACCAUACCUGAUAAGUUUGGAAUUUCAUUGUCUUAUUGAAAUUUCAGUUUUUUCUUUGAAGCAGGCAACCAUCAGAGCAAAGGCACGCCGUCGCCUCCAUCUGACCAGACGCACGCCGUCGCCUCAGACCGCGACACCGUCACUUGCCCAGAACUGGUUCCAUUGCUGGGACCCGAGCAACCGCACCUGCUUCGACCUCCAUCACUCUACCUCGGCGUCGCCUCAGACAGGCCGCCGUCAGCCUUCAGACCGCCGUGCCAUCAGCCUUCAGGCCGCCGCGCCGUCGAUCCCAAACUGCAGGCCCGAACCUCAGUGGUUCAAGUCGUUUUUAAGAG